CCCUCAAACAGCUGCUGAACGUUAGCUAUUUGAAAACUCAGAGGACUUUUCCCCAUUUUUACAAGAAAUAUCAUCAUGGCUGUUUCACCAGCGGUCACAACGCUGUGCGAGAAUCCAAACGAAGUCUUCUUAGAUGUUACAAAGUUGUUACUUACAUACGCGGACAACAUUUUAAGGUAUCCCAAUGAGGAGAAAUACAGAUCAAUACGCAUUGGGAAUCCCACUUUCUCCACAAAGCUGUUGCCUGUCAAAGGUGCUGUGGAAUGUCUCUUUGAGAUGGGAUUUGAGGAGGCUGAGACUCACUUAGUCUUCCCCAAGUCAGCAUCAGUGGAACAGCUGAAACUCGUCAGGGAAUCUAUUGCCACAGAGAGGGAUCAGAGGCUACGUGGGGAAAGUCCUGUUCAACCAGUUUCUCAGCCUGCUACAGCCUCAGCUUCAGUUGCACGGAGCUUUGCUGCCAUCCCCGACCUGCCUGUAGAAUUACCAUCACAGCAGCCACCGUCCCUGGAGACCAGCAUGAGCUUCUUUGUGACUCUUCAGACAAACUUCCAACAUGUGCUGGUGUAUGAAAACCCUGAGCUGCAGCAGAAAGCCCGGAGUGUCAUCCCACACCAGGAGCUGUACUUUGCUUCUCAACAGAAGCUGAAGGAGGCUAAUGAGUCUGACCCAGAAUGUAAACUUGGAGUAGAAGACUUCUUGGUGCUGGAAUUGCUCAGGUGGUUCAAAAAUGACUUCUUCACCUGGGUGGACUGUUUGCCCUGCAGUAGCUGUGGAGGACCAACCCAGCACGCCCCCUCCCUCAGUCCCAACACCGAUGACCUCCGCUGGGGAGUGCAGCGAGUGGAAAACCACUAUUGUCAGAGCUGCCAGGUUUCCACCAGAUUCCCUAGGUAUAACAAUCCUGAGAAGCUGUUGGAAACCAGGAGGGGGCGCUGUGGGGAAUGGGCCAACUGUUUUACCCUGUGCUGCAGGGCCAUGGACCUUGAGGCCAGGUACAUCUGGGACAGCACAGACCAUGUGUGGACAGAGAUUUACUCUGUCUCUCAGCGCCGCUGGCUGCACUGUGACCCAUGUGAGAACGUGUGUGAUAAGCCGCUGCUGUAUGAGGUCGGUUGGGGUAAAAAAAUCGCCUACGUUCUGGCUUUCUCCAAGGACCAGGUGGUUGAUGUAACAUGGAGGUACUCCUGCAAUCAUCCAGAGGUUUUGUCAAGAAGGACCAGGGUUCAGGAGGCCUGGCUGCUGCACACCAUUAAUAACGUCACUGCGACGAGGCAGCAGUUCCUGAGUCCAGAGAGGAAGAAGGAACUGACAGAGCGGCUGCUUGUUGAGUUGGUGGAGUUCAUCUCGCCGAAGAAACCAAAACCAGGAGAGCUAGGCGGGCGCAGCUCUGGCUCUCUGGCCUGGAGAUUAGCUCGUGGGGAAACCAGAGAAAGUGAUGACAAAGCCUCCACACAGGCUGUAGGUUUUGUGUUUACUCCAACUGAGAAAGAAAAGACCGACAGGAUACUCCACGUACGCUAUAGUGCCUCCAAAGACCAGUACUGCCGAGUGUCCAACGGCUCUGAGACGAUCCAGAACUGGUAUCAGUGUGUGUGGAGGAAGGAGUCCAUUUUCAAGAAGGUGGAAAAUGAUUGGCAGAUGGUGUACUUAGCUCGAACAGAAGGCUCUUCUACAGGAAGCAUCAGCUGGAAGUUUGACUUUGCUCCAGCAGGAUUGAAGAUCAAGUCUGUCUCUGUCAUGGCCAGUAGCCAGACCUUCCACUCUGGGAAAGCCUGCUGGCACUUGGAGUCAGGCCAGUUUACUACAGACUUCUCCGGAGAUGGCAGUAUGCAGUCCUUUCCCAGUCUGUCUGGCUCUUCAGAGUUCAUCGUUGCAGCAGAACUCAGCGGGGGAAUAGGGGAAACGGCAUGGCAGCACUCUCAGCUGUUCAGACAGAGUCUGAAGGAGACCGAGGAGUCGUCAUUUGAAAUCAUUGUUUAUCUUCAAGAUGCUUAACAGGCGUUUCGACUUCAUUGCUCAGAUGCUCAGAGCUAACUGUUUGGGUUGUAGUUUCAGUGCAAUAUGUAAGUUCUCAGAGUGAUUGAACAUGCAUGGCCUGAUGAUGGAUUAAUCAAAAUAUUAUUUUCAUUGCUGUCACUUUUUUUUUUUUUUUUUUUUAUAUAUCUCUUACUUUGACUGAGGGCCAGUUAACAUAUAAGACAUGUACAGUUUUAACCAUAAAGCCAUAUAGUUUUGUAAUGUUUUCCUCCACUGUGAAUGUGUUUGUAUUUUGGAGUGCUUGGAGAUGUUCCACAUAGCAAAAGAGGGUUGAUGUUCUGGUGAAUUAAGGUUGCUACAGGUCUGUUGGUACUAAUAAACUGUUUUGUUUUGCC
Molecule: messenger RNA, 2372 nt
Organism: Archocentrus centrarchus (flier cichlid)
Lineage: Eukaryota; Metazoa; Chordata; Actinopteri; Cichliformes; Cichlidae
Gene: ngly1
Product: N-glycanase 1
Exons: 12
Coding region: 76-1995 (639 amino acids)
Biological process (GO): protein deglycosylation; glycoprotein catabolic process
Cellular component (GO): cytosol; nucleus; cytoplasm
Molecular function (GO): peptide-N4-(N-acetyl-beta-glucosaminyl)asparagine amidase activity
Source: RefSeq, a predicted model, not a curated record